AUGUCACCUGCGGCUGCCUCUGCCUCACCCAACGACCGCAUCCGAACCUACGAAGACUUCGCGCGGGUGCACGCGUACGGCGUACCUGCUGGCCGCGGCCGGCAUCCCGCUGUCGCUGCACCAGAAGCUGUACCGGAAGCUCGCGGACGAGGUCUUCGACGGCGGGGAGGUCUUUGCAGUCGAGCCGUGCGAGGACCGGAGUUGCGGGAAGUACCAGGAUUGGCUGAAAGGAUGGUAGCAUUGAUGUGUGUGGAUUUGGACCGCAGGAUUGAAACCGAAGAGGCAGAUGAGCAGGAUGGUGACGAGAGUGGGAGCUUGGAGCAUGUAUUGCAAGUAGUCGACAAAGAAAGGGCUAGAGUUCAGGAGAGGGGAAGUGAUUCUGUAGCAUGGCUGGAACUUGAAGAACUUGGAAUUGAUGAUGACAUGCUAGUAGCCUUGGAUCUAUGUGCAAAAUUUCCGAAUCUGGUAGCUCUGAACCUAUGGGGAAACAAGCUGCAGGAUCCAGAGAAAGUUAUGCAAGAAAUCAGGAAGUGUGCAAAGCUAAAGGCACUUUGGUUGAACGAGAAUCCUGUUCUUGGCAAAAGUAUUGACAAAGCUGUUCUAGAUGGUCUCUCUGGAUUGGAAAUAUACAAUUCACAUUUUACGAGUAAAGCUGGAGAGUGGGCAUUAGGUUUUUGUGCAGACAUUGUUGGAGCAGAUAAUCCCUGUUCUUCUGUGGAAAGCACACUGUUAGGGAGUAUUGAGAUUAUUGACCUUUCUGAUAGAUGCAUUCACAAGCUCCCCGAGGUAUUCUCUCCUAGUAAUUUGCCAUCUCUGUCAAAAUUGAACAUCCGUGGUAAUCCUCUGGAUCAAAUUUCUGGCGAUGAUCUCUUAAAGCUAUUUGGUGGAUUCACUCAGUUACAAGAGUUGGAGGUUGACAUUCCUGGCCCUCUGGGAAACAGCGCAAUCUCCAUCCUUGAGUCUCUCCCUAAUUUAUCUUUGCUAAAUGGUGUGGAUUCCUCAAGUAUAAUAGAGAGUGGGAAGCAUAUAGUUGACUCUGCACUUGAACCGCGGCUUCCAGAAUGGUCGCCUGAAGAACCCCUUGCUGAAAGAGUUAUUGGUGCAAUGUGGUUGUAUCUUAUGACAUACCGGCUUGCUGAUGAGGAAAAGAUUGAUGAAACACCUGUUUGGUAUGUCAUGGACGAGUUGGGCUCAGCCAUGUGCCACAGUGAUAAUGCAAACUUCAGAAUAGCUCCAUUCUUGUUCAUGCCAGAAGGGAAACUAGACACUGCUAUAAGUUACACAAUUCUGUGGCCCACUCAUGAUGUUCAUACUGGAGAAGAGUGUACCCGUGAUUUCUUGUUUGGUAUUGGCGAGGACAAACAGCGUUCGGCUAGGCUUACAGCUUGGUUCCGCACACCUGAGAACUACUUUAUUCAGGAAUUCAGGAAGUACCAGGAACAACUUCAAUCAAAUAGCAUUUGUUCUUCGACAAAAAUAGAAGAGACACCCUCUACCAAAAGUAUACGUCCAAGCGAUGGUCGUGCACUUCGAGUAUAUACUGACAUACCUCAUGUAGAGGAGUUUUUAACACGGCCAGAGUUUGUUCUCACAACUGAUCCAAAGGAGGCUGACAUUAUCUGGGUAAGCAUGCAAGUGGAUUCAGAAGUAAAGAAAGCUGUAGGGCUCACAGACCAACAAUACACAAAUCAAUUUCCUUUUGAGGCUUGCCUUGUCAUGAAGCACCACCUUGCGGAGACCAUCCACAAGGCUUGGGGCUCACCUGAAUGGCUUCAACCUACAUAUAACCUAGAGACCCAUUUGUCUCCACUCAUUGGUAAUUAUUUUGUGAGGAAACGAGAUGGCAUGGACAAUUUAUGGAUCAUGAAGCCUUGGAACAUGGCGAGAACAAUCGAUACCACAGUUACUGGUGAUUUGUCUGCUAUCAUCAGACUUAUGGAGACAGGCCCCAAGAUAUGCCAAAAAUAUAUUGAGCGCCCUGCACUUUUCCAAGGAAGGAAGUUUGAUCUUCGGUACAUUGUUUUGGUCCGUAGUAUCCGCCCUUUGGAAAUAUUUCUAUCUGAUGUUUUCUGGGUUAGGUUAGCAAACAAUCAGUACACUUUGGAGAAGACUAGCUUUUUUGAGUAUGAGACCCAUUUCACUGUGAUGAAUUAUAUUGGAAGGAUGAAACAUAUGAAUACACCAGAGUUCGUCAAGGAGUUUGAGAAGGAGCACCAAGUUAAAUGGCUGGACAUCCAUGAAAGCAUAUGGUCUACGAUACGCUGUGUAUUUGAGUCAGCCGCAGCUGUUCAUCCUGAGAUGCAGAACCCAUUCUCCAGGGCCAUGUAUGGUGUAGAUGUUAUGCUUGAUAACAGAUUCAAACCAAAGAUUCUAGAGGUGACAUAUUGUCCAGACUGCGGGAGGGCGUGCAAAUAUGACACGCAAGCUCUGGUAGGAAGCCAGGAUACCAUCAGAGGCCGUGAUUUUUUCAACACGGUGUUUGGCUGCCUCUUUCUUGACGACCAAACAAAUGUAUCGCCCUUUUUAUUCUCAAUGGAUCGUGGUUUGCCCAGGCUUGCCGAGGCUGAUGGUGGCCACAUCGGUAUCAGCCACCGAAUCCUCUCCCUCUUCCUCUUCGCCGCCGUCUGCAGGUCCGACCCCGACCUCCUCCUGGACUACUGCGUCGCCGACACGGCGUCCUCUCCGCCGUCCCAGUUCCACCUCAACGGCCUGGCCUGCAUCGACCCGGCGUCAGCUCGGGCGGAGCACUUCGCCACCUCGGCGCUGUCGUCGCGGGCGACGACGGAGCACCCGUCCGCCGCCACGGCACCGUUCGGCUUCAACGUGACGGUGACGAACCCCGCGUCGUCUCUCCCCGGCGCGAACGCGCAGGGUCUCGUCAUGGCGCGCACCGACCUGGCCCCGGGCGGUCUGGCGCCGCCGCACACCCACCCGCGCGCGUCGGAGGUGGCGCUGGUGCUGGCCGGCAGCGUCCUGGUGGGGUUCGCGGACACGUCGUACCGGCUGUACACGCAGCUGCUGCGCGCCGGGGAGGCGUUCGUGUUCCCGCGCGGGAUGGUGCACUUCCUGUACAACAUAGACGUGGCGGCGCCCGCCGUGGUGAUGUCGGGGCUCAACAGCCAGAGCCCUGGCGCGCAGCUCGUGCCCUUCUCGGCGUUCCGGACGGAGCCGCGGGUGCCGGAGGAGGUGCUCAAGAAAGCGUUCAAGAUCAACGGCCAGGACGUGCACAGGAUCCAAAGAAACCUCGCCGGAUCCUCAUAG
Molecule: messenger RNA, 3261 nt
Organism: Miscanthus lutarioriparius
Lineage: Eukaryota; Viridiplantae; Streptophyta; Magnoliopsida; Poales; Poaceae
Source: the annotation of a GenBank genome assembly